This is a messenger RNA of Acanthosepion pharaonis, 3201 nucleotides long. NCBI's taxonomy places the organism in Eukaryota, Metazoa, Mollusca, Cephalopoda, Sepiida, Sepiidae. The record is from the annotation of a GenBank genome assembly.
UUGAAUUCUUCUUCUUCUUCUUCUUCUUCUUCUUCUUCUUCUUCUUCUUCUUCUUCUCCUUCUUCUUCUCUCCACUUCAUUUUCUUUUUCGUUCUUCUUCUUCUUCUCCUUCUUCUUCUUCUUCUUCUCUCCACUUCAUUUUCUUUUUCGUUCUUCUUCUUCUUCUUCUUCUUCUUCUUCUUCUUCUUCUUUCUUCUUUUCUUUUCUUCUUCUUCUUCUUCUUCUUCUUCUCUCCACUUCAUUUUCUUUUUCGUUCUUCUUCUUCUUCUUCUUCUCUCCACUUCAUUUUCUUUUUCGUUCUUCUUCUUCUUCUUCUUCUCUCCACUUCAUUUUCUUUUUCGUUCUUCUUCUUCUUCUUCUUCUUCUUCUUCUUCUUCUUCUUCUUCUUCUUCUUCUUCCAUGACGACGACUGCUGCUACUACUGCUGCUAUUUCUGCUGGUGUUAUUACAGCGUUUUCCAUUCUUCUUCUUAUUAUUAUUAUUAUUAUUAUUAGUGUUAGUUUUCCUUCUUUAUUUUCUUCGUCUUCUGUGUUUUCUUUCUUCAUUCGUCUUUUUUCUUCUCCUUCAUCUAUUUUUUCUACUUUUUCCUUUCUUUUACUUUUCAUUCUUUUUACCUUUUUAUCAUUCUUCAUUUAUAUUUUUCUUUCUUUCUUAGUCUUCUUCAUUCUUUUUCAUAUUCGGCAUCAUUCCCCUUUAUUUUUUUUUUUUACUUGUUUCAUCAUCUUUCUUUUUCUUCUCUUCCUUCUCCUUCAUUUUUCCUUCUUUUUCUUCUUCUUUCUCCAUUUCAUUUUCUUUUUCGUUCUUCUUCUCCAUUAUCCUCCUCUCUUUCUUCUUCUCCUACUACAUCUUCUUCUUCUUUUCGUACUUCGUUCGUAUUUCUUGUUUCUUUCUCUUUCUUACCAUUUUCUCUCCUUCUUUCUUCUUCAACUUCUUUCCUCAUUCUUUUUCUUUCGUCUACUUUCUUCUUUUUUUCUCUUAUUUUUCUUCCUUUUUCUUUACUUCUUUCUUUCUUUCUUUCUUUCUUUCUUUUUUCUUUCCUGCCUUCUUUAUUUUUCAUUCUUAUUCUUCUCCGUCAGUCGUAUUACUCUUUUUACUUUCUUUCUUUCUUUCUUUCUUUCUUUCUUUCUUUCUUUCUUUUUCAUUCUUAUUCUUCUCCUUCAGUCGUAUUUCUCUUUCUUUCUUUCUUUCUUUCUUUCUUUCUUUCUUUCUUUCCUGCCUUCUUUAUUUUUCAUUCUUAUUCUUUUCCGUCAGUCGUAUUUCUCUUUUUUCUUUCUUUCUUUCUUUCUUUCUUUCUUUCUUUCUUUCCUUCUUUAUUUUUCAUUCUUAUUCUUCUCCUUCAGUCGUAUUUCUCUUUCUUUCUUUCUUUCUUUCUUUCUUUCUUUAUUUUUCAUUCUUAUUCUUCUCCGUCAGUUGUAUUUCUCUUUUUUCUUUCUUUCUUUCUUUCUUUCUUUCUUUCAUUCUUUCUUUAUUUUUCAUUCUUAUUCUUCUCCUUCAGUCGUAUUUCUCUUUCUUUCUUUCUUUCUUUCUUUCUUUCCUUUUUAUUUUUCAUUUUAUUCUUUCCGUUUCUUUUUUUUCCUUUCCUUCUUUCCUUCUUUAUUUUUCAUUCUUAUUCUUCUCCUUCAGUCGUAUUUCUCUUUCUUUAUUUAUUUCUCUCUUUCUUUCUUUCUUUCUUUCUUUCUUUUUCCUGCCUUCUUUAUUUUUCAUUCUUAUUCUUCUCCUUCAGUCGUAUUUCUCUUUUUUCUUUCUUUCUUUCUUUCUUUCUUUCAUUCCUUCUUUAUUUUUCAUUCUUAUUCUUCUCCUUCAGUCGUAUUUCUCUUUCUUUCUUUCUUUCUUUCUUUCUUUUUCCUUCCUUCCUUCCUUCUUUUCUUCUCCGUCAUUUUUCAUUUUUAUUCUUCUCUCCUCAGUCGUAUUUCUCUUUUCUUUUCUUUCUUUCUUUCUUUCUUUCCUUCUUUAUUUUCAUUUUAUUCUUCUCCUUUCUUUUCUCUUUCUUUCUUUCUUUCUUUUCUUUCUUUAUUUUUUUUCAUUCUUAUUCUUCUCCUUCAGUCGUAUUUCUCUUUCUUUCUUUAUUUCUUUUCUUUCUUUCUUUUUUUUCUUUUCUUUCCUUCUUUCUUUUCUUUCUUUCCUUCUUCUUUAUUUUUUCAUUCUUUCUUUCCUUUCUUUCCUUCAGUCGUUUGUCAUUCUUUUCUUUCUUUCGUUUUCUUUCUUUCUUUCUUUAUUUCUUUCUUUCCUUCUUCUUUAUUUUUCAUUCUUAUUCUUCUCCUUCAGUCGUAUUUCUCUUUCUUUCUUUUUCUUUCUUUCUUUCUUUCUUUCUUUCUUUCUUCCUUCUUUAUUUUUCAUUCUUAUCCUUCUCCUUCAGUCGUUUCUUUUUUCUUUCUUUAUUUCCUUCUUCAUUAUUUUCAUUCUUUUCUUUCUUUCGUAUUUCUUUUUUCUUUCUUUCUUUUUUCUUUCUUUCUUUCUUUCUUUAUUUUUAUUUUCAUUCUUAUCCUUCUCCUUCAGUCGUAUUUCUCUUUCUUUAUUUAUUUCUCUCUUUUGGCUUUCUUUCUUUUCUUUCUUUCUUUUUCCUUUCUUUAUUUUUCUUCUUAUCCUUCUCUUCUUUAUUUUUUCAUUCUUUCCUUUCUUUCUUUCUUUCAGUCGUUUUUUUCAUUCUUUUCUUUCCUUUCUUUUCUUUUUCUUUCUUUCUUUCUUCUUUCUUUCUUUCUUUCUUUCUUUCUUUCUUCCUUCCUUCUUUAUUUUUUCAUUCUUAUUCUUCUCCUUCAGUCGUUUUUUCUCUUUCUUUAUUUCUCUCUUUCUUUCUUUCUUUCUUUCUUUCUUUCUUUUCCUUUUAUUUUUCUUUCUUCUUUCCUGCCUUUUCUUUUAUUUAUUUCUCUCUUUCUUUCUUUCUUUCUUUCUUUCUUUCCUUCUCCUUUCCUGUCGUAUUUUUCAUUCUUAUCCUUUAUUUAUUUCUCUUUCUUUUAUUUAUUUCUUUCUUUCUUUCUUUCUUUCUUUCUUUCUUUCUUUCCUGCCUUCUUUAUUUUUCAUUCUUAUUCUUCUCCUUCAGUCGUAUUUCUCUUCUUUCUUUCUUUCUUUCUUUCUUUCUUUCUUUCUUUCUUUCUUUCACUUUUUCACUGUCAUUUAUCCACUUAUUUUCCUACAUUCUUAAUCCUAUACAUUUCCUCUACAAUUUUAUCGCCUUUUUCAUUCACCCCUACACCAUUCUUAUGA